UUUAGUCCACAUUUGUAAGACUUGUAGUAAAUAGAAUGAGUGGGAAGUGGCGAUAGUAGCUAACAUUGGAAUAGCCAGCUAGCUAAUAAGUCAACAUUUUAUAUUUCAAACAAAAUUCAACGAAUUACUGCCUAGUUACGAAAUUACAUUUAUUUUGCUUAAAGGUGGUUCCAUUGGCUGUAACUUAGCUCGCCAGCUUAGGAACAAGGAGGAUCUUUGAAAUGUGAUAACGUUAAGCUAGCUAACGUUAGCUAUUAAUUCAGCACAAACGAUACACAACUGGCGACUCGUUUUGCUUAUUUUCUAUUAAAAUCGGUUACGUCGGAGCCUCAGACAUCGUUUGAGGUAACUUGGCCGGUUGGAUAUCGUUGCAGUCCAGCUAACGAGCAUGUCCGUUUGGAGGCCUGCUCCAGUUGGUGAUAGCUACUGUCUUGCGACGAGCCACAUCUGUGGCAAAUGCCACCGAGUUUGCCAUUACGCGGAAGGGGCUAAUCGCCAGUCUUGUAGAGAGGAACUAGCUUGCCGGCUAGCUACUUCGUGGGGUGACCGUCUCUGGGUUCCUGGUGUGCAUGCACUGCAUCUUCUUCAGCUACUCCGUGUCAAGGUCCGCAUUGAAGACAUUAGAAAUGUCUGAUCUCAACAAAGAAGUGGUUGACCUGGUGUGGGGAAGACAAACCAGCAGCAGUAUGACAGACGCGCUGUUCAGGAGAUGGACACAAGGGUUUGUAUUCAGUGAGGCGGAGCGCACAGCGUUGGAGCAGUUUCAAGGGGGCCCUUGCGCAGUGAUAGCACCUGUUCAGGCCUUCCUAAUGAAGAAUAUCUUGUUUAAUUGUGAAAGAUCCAACUGGCGGGAUAUUUCAGGUGAAGAGCAGAAAGCCGCACUCUGCUACACUCUAGCUGAAAUUCUGGAAACCGCCUGUUUCAACAAAUCUGGGUCCUACUGCCUGGCCACUUGGUCUAAGGGUAAAAUCUCAGACGAAAACUCGGACAUCCCCGACAGUCACCCUCAACCAAGCCGGUCAUCAACUGAAGACCUCCAGCCAUCUGCACUGGCUGCUGAGGAGAUUGGCUUUGAGCGAUUUCACUCCAUUGUGCACAAAAGGACACUGAAGACAUCUGAGGAGCUGAAGGAGGCAGUGCUGGCCUUGUAUGACACAUGGAGGAACCAGUUUGGAGUUCUGCUUUUCCUUUACUCUGUCAUAUUGACAAAGGGUAUUGAAAAUAUAAAGAAUGAAAUUGAAGACACUGCUGAACCCCUGAUUGACCCAGUCUACGGUCAUGGAAGUCAGAGUCUGAUCAACCUGUUGAUGACGGGUCACGCUGUGUCCAAUGUAUGGGAUGGUGACAGAGAAUGUUCUGGAAUGAAGCUGCACGGUAUCCAUGACCAGGCUGCCGUGGGCUUCCUCACCUUAAUGGAGUCUCUACGCUACUGCAAGGUCGGAGCGUUUCUAAAAUCUCCAAAGUUCCCUAUUUGGAUACUUGGCAGCGAGACGCAUCUAUCUGUGUUUUUUGCCAAGGAAAUGGCCCUGGUUGCCCCAGAGUCUCCAUCUGAGCAGGCCCGGAGAGUCUUCCAGACCUUUGACCCGGAAGAUAAUGGCUUCAUACCCGACACACUACUGGAGGACGUGAUGAAGGCCCUGGAUCUCGUCUCGGAGCCCGAAUAUGUAAACCUGAUGAAGAACAAAUUAGAUCCUGAAGGGCUUGGCAUCGUAUUGCUAGGACCCUUUCUACUGGAAUUUUUUCCUGAUCAGGACUCUGGCAUCCCAGACUCAUUUCCUGUGUAUCACUACAAUGGUCUGAAGCAGUCAAACCACAACGAAAAGGUGAUGUACGUGGAAGGGACGGCUUUCGUUCUGGGCUUCGAGGACCCGAUGGUACGCACAGACGACACGCCGAUCAAGCGGUGUCUUCAGACAAAAUGGCCGUACGUGGAGCUGCUGUGGACGACCGACCGCUCCCCCUCACUGAAUUAACACCGACCGCCUCGCAGAGUCACGUAUUAUGUAUAGGAAUGCCGUUAUCCUUCAACGCUACCGGGAACAAUUACAGGAGUUUAUACUCUUUCCACAGUAUGCUACGCGCAGGGUUAUUAAAAUGGGAGUUCGGGCAGGCUGUGAAGUGCCGGCUUAAUUGGAGCCGAACUGUAAGCGAUCUAGACAUGUUAACACCUGGAGCUGCUUCAAUCUGGUUUCGCCCGAAAGGGUGGACGCGUUACAUUGUGUCUUAACCCUGUUUUAGUAACCCUGGCUACACACAGGAUCCUUUUUUCACCAUGCUUAGGAGGCCUGCUGCAGUGCCUGAACUGUACAGAGAAAUGUUUAUAUACAACAUUCUGUUCUUUUACCGUUGAUGUUGACUUUCACACUUAAGAUGGCUUGUAAAUUUACAUUUCUUUAUUUUUUUUCCCCCAAAAGGGCUUGUUGUAUUUUAAACCCUUAAAUACUUAACACUUAGGUUUGUUUUAUGCUCAGCAAAUGUAUUCUCUUUGCUGCUGUUGAUAUUUCUGUUGUCUUUCAAAAUUAUUUUGUUUACUGAACGAAUUAUAAAAAGCAAUCCUACUAAAAACGAUUGAUAAUUUAUCGAGUUGUGCAACACAGUUUAUUGGUUUGAAAAUGUGUUUUUGCAUCUGUUUAAGGGAUUGCAUGACCAAAGCAUCUUGCAGGUUUACACCAAUUAUUUUUUUGAAGAAUUUGAACCGCAGCAGGUGUAGACAUUUAACGGUCUGCCACUGACAGCAAGUGUUUUAGUUUGAUUUGAAGGAUAUUUAAUAAAAAAUGGAAUGUCACACCGUGUGUAUUCAUGAAGAGGCUUGCCAGGAUUCGUAGCAGUUGAUCGCUCGUUGUUUCAAAAACUCCACGGAGAAAUGGAUCGAUCAAAGUGGAAAUAGAAGUUAAAGUGACUAUUGUAGAAUCUAGUUUAAAACUUUCUGGUGUCCCGUUCGUGCUCGUUUUAUGAAUGUACAAUGGGGUCAUAAGUGGAUACAGGCCACAGUUUUGCCACUUAUCCACCUUAUCCGCAGCUGCCAGAAGAGAGGGGCACAGUUUAACAAAAUAAUUUUAAAAAUACCUUUUGCAAUUUAUAUAUUCUGUUAAAUGUGACCAUCUAUGCAUCAGAAUGAACCAGGCAUGCAGGUCUUGAGUUUGCUUCAAGGUAAGUUUCGUAAGCGAAUCCCCAGCAGUUUGUGAAUACGCUUUGCGAUACUAGAAGUCUAUCUUGGUUACCGCAUGCCCUGUCCAGUGUGCCACUAUGCCAUCGUCGCUCAGUGCAUAAACUACGUGUGGAAAUUUAUCAAAAGCACAGUUGGGACAUAGCCUGGACCGCUAUGAUGAACCGUUUUUGCAACAACUUAAUCCCAUCUUAUUCUGGCCCUUUACCACAAGCUUCAUGGUCCAGUGAUUAAUAAAAGUGUCGUUAAAAGUGUAUUUAAAAUGAUUAAAUAGGUUUGUGUUCCUAUAAUCUAAAAUGAUUAAUGGGGUAUCCGUUUCUUUUUCAAUUCAGUGUGAACAUGCGGUUUAUUAUCGGGUUUUUUUUUAUUUUAUAAAUGUGUUCAGAUCGUCUUCUGUAAGGUUGAGCUUCCUUUGUUGCUUGUGGUCAAGCAUAUAUUUUCCAUCGGCACCUGGUUCUGUGACAACACAAAAAAUAAAAGCAUUGAUGAAAACUGUGUUGAACAAAGGCUGAUAUUUUUGCCAAAUAAUUCGAGAAAAAUAUGAAAAUAGGAUCCUGGCAAGCCUGUUGCUAUGGUAUUUAAACAACCACGCAGGAAACUCAGUGAUAUACCAUAGAUCAUUAAAACUGAAUCCGGUUUGGUUGAAUUAAAAUUCAGUAUUGUUACCAGUCAAUGUAAAUCUGUCACUGGUUUUCAAAUGACUUUAGACUGUUCACAUCUAUUUAUUGUAUUGUUUGCUGCAUGGAGAAAGUAAACAACAUUGUCAUGACACACUACGUCAUACAUUAUUUAUUAUCCCAUUGGUGUAUCCAAAAUAAACCAUUUUUUCUUGA
Conger conger (European conger) is the source of this 3999-nucleotide messenger RNA. RefSeq names its product MINDY lysine 48 deubiquitinase 3 (gene mindy3). Gene Ontology annotation, biological process: protein K48-linked deubiquitination. The transcript is spliced from 16 exons. The record is from RefSeq and is a predicted model, not a curated record. Gene Ontology annotation, molecular function: cysteine-type deubiquitinase activity; K48-linked deubiquitinase activity. Lineage: Eukaryota; Metazoa; Chordata; Actinopteri; Anguilliformes; Congridae. The coding region runs from base 570 to 1973 and encodes 467 amino acids.